Messenger RNA from Mercenaria mercenaria, 630 nucleotides. RefSeq lists its product as uncharacterized. Bases 1 to 630 code for a protein of 209 amino acids. NCBI's taxonomy places the organism in Eukaryota, Metazoa, Mollusca, Bivalvia, Venerida, Veneridae. The record is from RefSeq and is a predicted model, not a curated record. The transcript is spliced from 3 exons.
AUGGAGGUUUUGAAUCCGCAGCUGAGGGAAAAGGGAUUCGAAGUUAACGGUCUCAACCACUCGCUCAUGGAGACCCAACAAGGGUCAACGUAUGUUAGAUGGGGCAAAACUACAUGUGAUGGAAAUCGAACGGAAAAGGUGUAUUCAGGUUUUGCAGCUGGUUCACCGUAUGAAAUCGAAGGAGGUGCAGGGAAAUAUCUGUGUCUACCACAACACCCUACAUGGGCCAAAUACGUAGAUGGUAUACAGGACAUAGGUGUAUAUAUUUCUGGUACAGAGUAUCAGAUAUAUGUUAACACAUUUAGCCCUUUCCCACAAAACAUGAACGAUCAAGAUGCGCCAUGUGUACUGUGUCGCAGUCCCAGACCGACCACUGUUAUGAUUCCAGGUAAGACAGACUGCUACCCCGGCUGGACAAUGGAAUACACCGGCUAUCUCAUGACAGACCAUAAGGUUCACAUAUCUGCGAGUGACUACGCCUGUGUUGAUGUGAAUCCAGAAGCGGUGUACCAUGGUGAAGCCAAAUUGAACGGCAAAUUGUUUUACUUUACAGAAGUGAAAUGUGGAUCAUUGCCUUGUCAGGAAUACCCAGACGGACGCGAACUUGCUUGUGUUGUAUGCUCGAAAUGA